GCGAGGCCUGUCUUUGGAUCCGCCUCACUAGGCAAACAGCAGAAGAGGAAAAUCCGGGGCAUGGCAUCAUGGCGUCUCUUCCGAACCUUUUUCCUGCUUCAAGACAUGCUAGGAUCCAUGUUCCAUGUGCCGAUAUGAUCGACAUGCUACACAGAGAAUGCGGCAUUGCUACCACAGGGCACAGAACAAGAACAGAAAGCAAUGAUGAAGCUAGGUCAGCGGACACUUGAUGAUAUUUGUAUGCAUGUGUUGGUACAUAAUUGCCUGUCAUGGCUCAAGGUCGCAAGCCAAGUGCCAUUUAGUUGCCAGUGACCACAGAAUGAGACGCAAUAUUGUCGCACUUUUACUUGCAGCUGGAUUGGCGGAUGGAAGCCAGCUGCAAACAGCAUUUCAAAGCUUGGUUGAUGGUUUAUCUCAAAAGUAUGGCUACGCUAUGCAAAUUGCUUGGAGGUCUGACAUAGAGGACUUCACAGUAGCAGCAGGUCAUCAUGCCAUCACUGGCAAAGCCGUUACCGCGGAAGACACCUUUGCAUUUGGCUCGGGCACAAAGCCCUACACUGCAGUCCUUCUCCUGAAAUUGGCAUCUGAAGGAAAGAUUGAGCUAGAUAGGCCAGCCUCAGAAUAUGUGGAUGGCAUCCUUAAGCGCAUGAAUGGCACCUCUAUGGUGGGGCUUUUUGGAGCAGAUGCGGCGAAGGUCACUGUUGGCCACCUCUUGCGCAUGCAGAGCGGCUUGGCGGACUUCGACGUCUCUGGCUUCGAUGAUGCAUUGCUGAAGCAGGGUGGUUCUGUCCACAGCCCGCUGGAGUUUUUGCAUGCAGCGGCCAAGCAAAGCCCAGUGUUUUUGUGCAAUCCGGGGCAGUGCACGAGCUACACCAGCCAUUUGACGGAAACUGUGCUGACGUAUGCUGAGCCUCAAAGGUUUGAUCAUGUCCGAUCGGUGGUUCCUGGUGAGUGGUUCCUGCGUCCAACGAUUGCAGGCACCAACUAUGUGCUUGCUGGUUUUGUGGCGUUGGGUGCAGUUGCUCCAACAUCCGAUUGGACAAGCCUUGACCAGGCUCAGAUCUUUCCUCAGCCAGCAAGUGCAAAGUAUCAGAAGUGCACCUUUGCGGACACCGGCAGCUUGAACAAAACUUUGGACAUCCCAGGCGCCGCCGGGAGUUUUCUUCGAAGGACACAAAUCUACGGCCAAGAUGCCUCCAUUUUGGGUUGGACCUGUGGCAACCUCAUUGCGCCCGCGGGAUCUGCUGCUGAGUUUUUCUACGAUCUAUUGAUUGCCAAGCGAAUCGUCCCAUCGGAAAUGGUUGCGAAGAUGCAGGAGUUCGCUCCGUUGAACGUUGGCUGGGCAAAGGGUAUGAUCCAAUAUGGAACUGGUUUGAUGAUCCAGCAAGCAAGCUGGAAUGCAACUUACCCUCCGGUGAUGGGGAGCUGGGGGUCCUACGUUGGUCAUGGAGGCGAUACCUACGGCUUCCUUUCUGAGUCUGGUGUGCUCUCGCAAUUCAACGCCUCAUUCUCAGCCACUGCCAAUGAGGAGUACCUGGGCCCCUUUGUGAAGAAUGUGAUGGUUUGCACCAUGAUUAGAGUGGCUGCAAAAGUGCUUUUGGACCAAGAUGUGUUCUUGAAGUGCGGAGUGCGACCCUUUCCUCAGAUUGUCGUUUAGGGGUUGGGUGCUCUUGGCACCGGACCUCAAUUUCGUUUCACCUUACCCGAUGCUAGAUGGUGCAUGAGCUAUCCCCAUGCUAGGUUUUGACAGCAUUCAGUCAAGCACAACCUUUUGGGCCUGCAAUUGGGGGAGCAUGCGAUCAUGCAAAUUUCCCUCGCACAGUGCGGGGAUGCCAUCAGUGGUGGACAAACAGGCCAAUUGGUUUGCUGUUGUUCAAUGUUUGCUGGUGUUUGAGCGCACUACACCUCAGCAACUUUUCAUUGGGGGCAGAAGUUUCCCGGCAUGGCUCGAGCACCUUUGCGGUGGCAAGCACAAUGAGUUUGGAC
Messenger RNA from Durusdinium trenchii, 1986 nucleotides. NCBI's taxonomy places the organism in Eukaryota, Dinophyceae, Suessiales, Symbiodiniaceae. The record is from the annotation of a GenBank genome assembly.